AUGGAUAAUCACCAAAAGAGGAAUCUAACUUUUCUUACCAUCGGACUGAUAUUCAUGCUGAGCGGCAUUGAGUAUGCCGUCAUUCUGCCUACAAUAUGGAGGUAUCUGCAGAUUUUGGAGGCCCCUCCUUACUUCCUGGGUCUGGGUCUGUCCGCUUUCAGUCUGAGCGGGCUGCUCACGGGCCCGCUUUUCGGGUUUUGGUCGGAUCGGUGCAAAACUACAAAGUCCAUCAUCCUUUUUUCCAAUCUUUUUGAGAUUGCUGGUAACUUCAUGUAUUUUAUUGGAUAUUCAAAGUGGCUGUUGUUAAGCAGUCGGCUUGUAGCAGGUGUCGGUGCAGGAGCGGGCUCCUCCAUCUUUGGUUUCCUGACUCGGAGCACGCGGCCGGAGGAGCGUGCCGGUAUCUUUGCUGCCAUUAUGGCCUGUCGACAAGCUGGCCUCCUUGUCGGGCCGGCGUUCAACCUGUUCCUGCGGCUGUGUGAUUUCAAACUGGGGCCCUUUGUUGUGAACAAGUAUACAUCUCCUGGGAUCUUCAUGUGCCUGUUGUGGGUGCUGCUCCAGUGUGUUGUCCUGGCUAUGUACUGGGACGUGCCACCCAUCAGCUCAGAGGGUGGAGCCGUGAUGGUGGAGAUGAAACGGGGGGAGGAUGAUGAUGAGGAGGUGCCUCUAAUGGGGUCCGACGAGGAGCCGGUGCACACCUACAGAGCUGUCAACUCCAACCAACUGGAGACCUCCACCUCGUCUGAGAUGCAGCCUGUCCACGACGCCUCGGCAGUCUCGAACCCCUUCAAAAACUUCAGUGCUAGCAGAGAGUUCCUGAGAGAGGAGGUGGUUGUGCUCCUCACGGCUCAGUUCAUCACUCUCUUCAAUCAGACAGCGCUGGAGACCAUGGUGACUCCUCUGACGCAGCGCUACUUCAGCUUCAGUGAGCUGGGCAACAGCCUGAUGUACAGCCUGUGCGGGGUGGAGGUCAUCCUGGGCUUCUUCUUUGUGCGCUGGCUGAGCGGGAAGGUGGCGGACCGCGCCGUGCUGGCCGUGGGCCUGGUCAUCUGCUGCUCCGCCUGUAUCUGGUGCCUCAUCUUCCUCUGCAACCCUCGAGGUGGUUAUGGAUGGGAGCUGACGGCUUUCAUCAUCGGAGUGUUUCUUCAGCUGCUGGGGCUUCCCUUUGUGGCAGUGUCUCAGGUGUCUCUGUUCUCCAAAGUCACUGCAGAGAAAACACAAGGUUUCAGCCAAGGUGUCAGACGCUCAGUUGGGGGCCUGGCCACCAUCUUGGGUCCUUUGUGGGCUGGAGGACUUACAAAUAAUUUGUACAUCAUGCUGGGCAUGAUGCUAGCUCUCCUCGUAAUGAUCACAGUUAUGACGGCGCUGUCCUACGAACGCCUGACUGAGCCCAAGGCAGUGCAGUGCGCCCAGAGCUCUGACAGCGGAGGAUAGAGCUGCAGUCUGUCUGAAGAGCAGAGCAGGCCAAAGACGGACAGAGGGAAUGCCCUUCACUUCUGAGAGAAUCAAUACAAGUUUGCUGCACAGGACAACGUAUGAGUGUGGAAUAAAAAUGUUCAGAUAACAUGUACCUCAUAACCUGCCACCGAGGUGAUCAACACUUCACAGGUAAAACACUAUAUUUUAAUGCAAUGCACAGUCUCUGCUAUCGGUAGAUUUUAUUAGAAUCCACCUUGUAUGCAUAUCAGACUAUUAAUUAUAUUUUACACAAGGGGGCACCAUUGCUCUCAUUUUGAAUAUUCAGAGGUGUAAUUGAAGAUGAAAGCCAUUAUUUUUAAACUGAACUAUUUAUAUUCCCAGGUGUUGAUGAAAAGAUAAGAGAGCAGGGUUUUACAAUGUGACCCAUGUACCAAAAUUUUCAUUUCUUGUCUUUCUUCCUCUAAAAAAAA
Toxotes jaculatrix (banded archerfish) is the source of this 1886-nucleotide messenger RNA. RefSeq names its product major facilitator superfamily domain containing 8-like 2 (gene mfsd8l2). Gene Ontology annotation, molecular function: transmembrane transporter activity. Gene Ontology annotation, biological process: transmembrane transport. Lineage: Eukaryota; Metazoa; Chordata; Actinopteri; Toxotidae. The transcript has 11 exons. The record is from RefSeq and is a predicted model, not a curated record. Bases 1 to 1431 code for a protein of 476 amino acids.